Lotus japonicus is the source of this 573-nucleotide messenger RNA. Its product is annotated as F-box/kelch-repeat protein At3g23880-like. The record is from RefSeq and is a predicted model, not a curated record. Lineage: Eukaryota; Viridiplantae; Streptophyta; Magnoliopsida; Fabales; Fabaceae. The transcript has a single exon. Bases 1 to 573 code for a protein of 190 amino acids.
AUGUGCGUGACAAACAUCUGUUGUGAUGAACAACUUUUUUGGGUUAUUUUAUGGAAUCCCGCCACGCGAGAAACAUCUCUACAGUCUUUCCCAUUACAAAUCAGGCGUGAAUAUGAUGACUCCAUUCCCUAUAGCUAUUGUGGGUUUGGCUAUGAUCAUGUAAGUGACACUUACAAGGUGAUGAAGGUAGUGGAGGAUGCUGUGCUUGUUUUUAACAUGGGUGACUUUGAUGAGAGGCAGGUUGGGUAUUUUCCGCCCGAUCUUAUUUGCUUAGAAAACACCGUAGUUGGAGUUCACUUUAACGGGACUCUUAACUGGUUAGUCACUUCCAAAAUUAAUGAGUAUAAAAUUGGCUUGGAUACUGAUGAGAAUAAUAUUGAGUGGGACAAUAGCUCAUGCAUGAUUCUUUUCUUUGAUUUGAAUAAAGAGGAGUUUGUGAGGUUGGUGUUGCUUGCUAUUCCUUACAAGUUCUGUGACCCACAUCUUGGGGUUUUGGGUGAAUGUCUUUGUGUUUCUGUCCAAGACAAGCAAUUCAAUUUUAUGAUUUGGCAGAUGAAGGAGUUUGGAGUUUAG